CUGAUUUGACCAUAUGAUGCUCAUGUGUUGAUGUUUGUGGCUUAUGUACAGUAAAGUACAGUAAACAUGAUUAAAGAUGGACACAGGUUACAGAUGGAUGGCUUGUUCUAAGCCACAGGGAAGUAAAUAACAGUCUUUUUGGAUGCAGAUUUGAAUGUGAAUUGACAUUGUCUUAUUAUUUGUAGGAUAUAGGCGUAUAUUACGUAUACAGUACUAUUGUUACUUACAUUACUGACAUGAAUGACUCUUCAAAUCAUGCAUUUUGGUGAGUAGAGGCAUGCUGUUACUUUUAUAAGAACUGAUUGAUUUAAUUAUUUAUGUCUGUCUCUGUCUGUUGGACAACAGUACAGAUGAAAAUCUCCUAUUCGUUUUUUUUACACAACACAUUUGCGACUAGAGAGCAGCCUUGAGGACAUUAGGGCGAUAAUGGCUAAAAUAUCAUAUCAAGAUUUAAAUUUUUUAUUUUCAAUACAUUAUCAUGAUUCUUUGUCAUGUUGGUAUAACUAUAUUGCAAGGUAUUCGGCCAAUCACAACACACUGGAGCGCUGGCCAAUCAGAGCACACCUUGCUUUUCAGAGUGAUGAGCUUUGUAAAAAUCAAAGCGUUUCAGAAGGCGGGGCUUAGAGGAGAAACGAUAUCAUAUGUGGAAAAUGUGUUAAACCACUUAAACACCAAUAAUACACAAAAUAAUGUUAUUAUUUAGCAACGUUAUAUGACCCCUUUAGUAGUUCCUUUCUAGGAAUUGCUUUGUAGAUAAUAAUUUCCAUUAUGUGGCUCCACCUGCGUUACAAAGCCAGUGUUCAUGAAGAUGAAGCGUGUAAUUAUUGGGACACUUUGGCCUCCUUUCCAUCUCCAAGAGAAGUUUUCCCGUCCUUUCGAAUUCUUUUGAACAGAUUUAAUCCCUGCAAUAUAAAACACAGGAGAGGAGAGCCGGACCAUCCCAUUAUCUCUUGGUCGUCCAUGAAGCAUAGUGUCAAAAGAGCAGGAAUGCAGAGCCUGUGGUAUACAGAGCUGCUGACCGCGGCGGCUUCAGGUUCACUACAGGACCCAGCGCUUGUAUUUACAAAGCAUUUCUGUAGGGGAGUGUGAUUCAGGAUAGGAUUUCCUUCUCUGUGUUUAAUGUCCACUUUGUGCAAGAAUCCUACACUGAUCCUGACAUUGAGGAUCAGUUGAGUAAAUGAGCAUAACAUUACUGUGUGCAUUAGUGUCAGCACUAAUAUAGUUAUUGUUCUUGAUCUUAAACUUUAAAAUAGUGUUAACUCCAGUGUCAAAACUUGAUUUCUUGUUAUUUGAACUGAAUCACAAUCUCACUUCUCAGUGUGACUUGGUUUGUAAUUUAAACACUAUUCCCAAUAGCUGUUUUUACUCUGAGGAUAAUAGGAGAAUUCUCUCUAAUGAUCUUUAAGUUUGCUUUAAGUAAUGUAAUUGUUUUUGUGUGAAAUGCGACAUGCUCAUUCUUCUCUUACUUAACCUUUUUAUUCCUCACACAGACAGAAAGCAAACAAACAUUUUUAUUUCGUGAAGGGUGAAAUGAUCUGUGUUUAGCCGAGCGUGAUGACCAUUAUUACAGUGAGUGAAUGAGUGUUGUUUUGCGAUGGAGGUUUGCAGGUUAAUGUGAGAGAAGCGGUCAUGGUGAUGUGCUUCAGUGCUUCUCUAUCAUCACACAGGACUCGUGGGACAGAGCUCUGGGGAUCACAAACACCUCCUCUGCUGUGCCCAGGGUUAAUAUCUUAUGAUAAAACUACAUGUGCUGGACCCGCAGCGUUCCAGUGGGUUUUAAUUAUGAAGCGUAUGAUGUGACGCAGAUGUUCUGUGCUGACAAUAUCGUUUUUUGAAAUGAGUCGGUGUAUGACCUGCUCCCUAAAGAGCUGCAGUUGCCCUCGAUCGUGCAGCAGGACAGUCCCAGCAUGAGCCAGAAGAGCGGAGGAGAGGCCGGACCCCCUCCUCCGGCGGCCCUGGCCUCAGAUGCCGCUGCCACUUGCGCCGCUGCCUCCUCCCCUGGAGGACUCAGCAGUACACUUCCUUCCUGUCCCAGCAUGCUCUCUGCUACCUCAGCCCCAGAGCAGGCUUCCAGGCUCCACAGCGGUCCUGCCGCAGAGGGGAUGCCAGAGAGGAUGGGUGUGGAGCCUGGAUCAGUGGUGUCUGUCAGUGCGGUGGAUACUGUCGGAGCCACACAGAGCCAGGCGACCCCCUCGAAGCGGCGGACCGUCCUGAGCAUCUCGCCCCCUCCAGAAGACCUGCUGGAUGACAGUCGCAUGUCCUGCCAGGAUGAUGUGCUUCCCAACCAGGACUCGGAGCAGAGCAGCAGUAUGUGGAUGGACGACUCUGUGUCCAACUUCAGCGUGGGCAGCAGCAGUUCAUACAACGACAAUACUGAAGUGCCCAGAAAGUCCCGGAAGAGAACUCCUCGCCAGCGGCCGGGGCCAAAGCCUGCGGCCCGGGAAGAAACCGGCAUGGACGUGUUUGAUGCAGACAGCGCUAAAGCGCCGCACUUUGUUCUUUCACAACUGGGUUCAGACACCAAAGUCACACCCAAAGUGAGCUCCAUGGAAGGCUCAAACAAUCAGAAGGGGGGCAUUCUUUCCAUUCAAUACCCUCAGAAGAGCGAAGGGAAGGAGCUGAAGAUCUUGAUUCAGCCGGAGACGCAGCACAGAGCACGAUACCUGACGGAGGGAAGUAGGGGAUCCGUCAAAGACCGUACACAGCAAGGAUUUCCUACAAUCAAAUUAGAGGGAGUCAGUGAACCAGUGGUGCUCCAAGUGUUUGUGGCUAAUGACGCUGGACGUGUGAAGCCUCAUGGGUUUUAUCAAGCCUGCAGAGUGACGGGCCGCAACACAACGGCCUGUAAGGAAGUGGAUAUCGAAGGGACCACAGUUAUUGAAGUGAACCUUGAGCUGACCAACUCUAUGACUCUAGCCGUGGACUGUGUUGGCAUCUUGAAGCUGAGGAAUGCCGAUGUUGAAGCUCGUAUAGGGGUUGCUGGCUCCAAAAAGAAGAGCACUCGAGCUCGGUUGGCCUUCAGAGUCAACAUCCCAAGACCUGAUGGAUCUGUCCUAACUCUUCAGGCCCUCUCUUCUCCUAUCUUAUGUACUCAACCAGCCGGAGUGCCUGAAAUCCUUAAGAAGAGUCUUCACAGUGGCUCUGUCGCAGGGGGAGAGGAAGUCUUUAUCAUCGGAAAGAACUUUCUCAAAGGAACCAAAGUUCUUUUUCAGGAAAAUUCUACAGAUGAAAGUGGCUGGCAGGCCGAAGCAGAAAUUGACAUGGAACUUUUUCAUCAGAAUCAUCUAGUGGUGAAGGUCCCCCCAUAUCAUGACCAGACAGUGACCUCCCCGGUGUCCGUUGGGAUUGCUGUAGUGACAAACGCAGGGAAAACGCAUGAUCUACAGCCUUUUAUCUACACUCCUCUAACAGAGAAGGUUGAAAUACCAGUGAAAUCAGAACUGCCAGUCACAGCCAAGGCUUGUACCUUUGAAGAGCAGAUAAAAGCAAUGCAAACUGAGGCCAGUUGUCUAAACAAUGUCUUAAUGUUACCUAUGGUCAAACGAGAAGAACCUAUGGAAGUUUCCUGUAAUGCAGCACCUUCAGACAUUUUUAAGCCUGUAGAGGCCCUUAGUUCAACCCAACAAAUCUUGGAGAUAAGUACUGUCCUUCCCGCUGCCACCGAGUCUUUUCCAAGUCCUGCGGCUCUUCAACCCGUUGACUCACAACAGCCAUCAGCUCAAAUAUUUACGACUCAAGAAACUUUAUCCACCAUACAGAAGCAGGACAUACCUUCACCUGCAUCGUUCCAAGUAUCCUUGUCGGAAGACACAACAGUUCUCCAGCCUGUUCCCCCUCAGGUCCCUCAACAGUUCUUGCGGGAAACCCCAGAAACGUUGUCUCCAGAGGAUAACGGUGCAGAUGACAGUGGAAUGGUAUUGUUGGGCAUAGACUCUCGGAAUCCUCCAUCCCAGCGUUCAGACAGAGUUCAGACUCUUCUGCCCCAGGAUGGUGUUGCACAGCUAGAGAGAGCAGUAAGAGAGCUGCAAGCACAACAACAGCUAAAUUCUGUACUUUAUAGCCCGACACCAUCUGCAGAGAUCCUUCAGCAACACGUCCAGGAAAACAUGAACAGUUUAAGGUUGGGUGGAAAUGAGACAACCCUAACAAACCAGCUACAGCAGAAGCAAGAGCAGAAUAUAUUGGAGAAUCUGCAGCAUCAGCAACAGAAAGCACUUGUGGAUCUACAACAUCAACAGACAGUCCUUGAAAAUUUGCAGCAGCAUCAGAAGGUCUUGGAAAAUCUCCAGCAACAGGCUCUUGGCAGCAUUCAGCAGCAGCAGCAGACACACAAAGUUUUGGAGAAUCUGCAGCAUCAACAGCAGCACCACCAGAAUGUCCUGGAAAACAUUCAGCAGCAAAGUUCCAUAGUGACUCUGCAGCACCAAAAAGUUCUUGAUAAUCUGCAACAGCAGCAACAGCAUCAGAAAAAUUUACAAACUCUUCAGCAUCAGGAAGUAAUCGAGAACCUAAAGCAACAAUUGCAGUCGGAGCUCUUGCAGACACAGAUUCCAAUGCAGUGCACACCUAGCUUCUCUAGCGAACAGCAAAGCUCCACACAGACUAAUACUCUAUCGCAACCCUCCGAAGGCUUCCUCCAGAACCCACCCCAGCAGCAGUUGCAGCAGCAAACUCUUUUCCAACAGACAGGUGGUCUUAUGACCAUUCAGACAUCAAGCUUUCUGCAGCAGCCAUCCUCUCAACCCUCACCUCCACAACCACUUUUUCAAACUCAUAACCCCUUGACUGAAACACAAGACUCGCAGACAGUACUCUUUGGAACCACAAAGUCACCACAAGUCCAAGCAACUUUAUUCCCUGGUACCAUGACAAUGCUAACAAGCACCAAUCUACCUACAGAUCAGCAGGCUCCUUCAACUAGCCUGUUUAUAGCGCAGAGUGUGUUGCCUAGCCAGCUAUCAUCAGACAAUAACCUGAACCAGCAGCAGCAACAGAUAGCUUUCCUCACACCCAUGCAGACAUCUGGAACAGAAGCUCAGGCUGUCUCACUAUUUCAGGGACAAGCACAGUUGUCCACCCUAAUGGAACAACAGCAGUCUCCCCAACAACAACAGAUGCCAACACCCCAACAGGCCACUCUUUUUCCAAAUAUUGCCACAAUAUCCCCAAACCAAGCACAGCCACCAACACAGACAGGCAUAUUGUUCUGUACCACAACCAUUAAUCCGCAUGAUCUGCCCCAGGCUCUGCUGUUCAGUGGCCAGAACCAAGCUUCACUAGCAAGUGACCGUCUCCCAGAGAAUAUCUUUCAGGAGCAGCAACCCAUGCAAGUUGUUCCCAGCUCUGAAAAUGUUACUGUGAACAACACUUCAAACCAACCCACUGCCUCAGCAGCCCAGCCAACUCCGAAUACACCAAUUAUUUUUCCACAAGCCAGUGUUGUAAGUGUUUCCCAACAAGACUCGGCAGAGCCCAUGUCUUUUCAAGACCAGAGCACCGUUGUGAGUGACUCGUCUGCCAGUAUGCCUUCAACACGGACAGAACUUUUUCAGGACCAGCAACCUAUGCAGGUUGUCCCCAGUGCCACCAGCGUAACCCCUGUCUCUCCUACGGACCAACCUUCUGUCAACAUUUUUUUGCCUCAGUCAGCAAUUUCGGCCCUGCAAGGUGGUGUAAGUGCUCAAGAGUUACCUACAACUGGCACAGCAGCCACCAUCUUUAGUGGACAGAGUGGUAUGGCGGGUGGCAGUCUCCAGAACACCACAUCUUCCGCCCCUCAGCAAACUCCCAGUCAACUCUUUCAGACAGCUAUUGGGGGAACUCUCAGCCAACCUGGACAGCCAGGACAAGCAGGACUUUUUCUUUUUGAGAUUCCCAGUGUAGAAUGUGGACCGCUAAUGAAUUCUCCUGGUCCGUCAUUGUCAGAUCAGCUCGUCACCAUGGGCCAUCCUGGUUCUGAUCAGACCCAGCUUCAAACUAGUGCACAGAUUCACCCCUUACUGGACCAGUCCAACAACCUUGAUGAUAAGAUUGACGAACUUCUGGAACGUUUUCAGGAGCAGGGAAAGACGCUUCCUAGGGAUUUCUUGGACCAUUAAAGAUUAGUAGUCUGAAACCUCAAUCCAGAAGACCACCGUCCACACUGCUUGUUGAUGUUUCUUUACAUCUUGUGUCUUGUGUAGGUAUUAACUAACCUUGGGGGUUGUCUCAGUUGGGGGGUCUUCACUUGUAUCUAUGUUUCUGAAAGCUUUUAAUGUGUUGUUUUGCUGGAACCGGUUACGUAUGGAUCUAUUCACAGCUCGUUUUUCUUGAUGGACGUAAAAAGGGUCAACUUCAUUGAGGCCACUGCUUGGCAUGUCAACAUAUCAUGUGACCCAUUAAGCCAUUAAGUAUAUUGGCACUUUGCUACUUUGUAUUGUGUUUCUUGACUUCCACUUGAAUCUUGUCCAUUUAUUGCCAUCAUUUAUCUGUUUUCCAGUAGAAACCUACGUAGUACAACAUAAACUCAAAAACUCUCUGUUGCCGUUGAGAUACUAAUACAUUGUGAAUGAAUUUGAAAUAUUUAGCACUUUAGGGAGUUCCUGUUGGAGAUUCUCUCUUUUAGCUUUGUAACACAUAUGUGUCUACCUGGCUGUCAAAGCAUUUCAUGUUUUGAAAGCCAUAAUGCUUUUCUAAAAAUGCAUUUGUUUCAUCACUCUUUAGAGUCUCUUUUCAGAAAUUCAUGAGCCAUGUUUCAUGUUUUUUAAGUGUUUGAAUGUUUGACGUCCAUCCAAUCUCUCCAUUUUCACGUAACAUCAAGUCAAGAUGCACCCCUUCUCCUCUGUUUUAGGUGUGUUAUAUUUAAUUUUAUUUAAAUGUUCAAGAGGUCCAACUUGGAGACAUGAAUUCCUAUCAGGGAUGUGAAAAUGUGCAACAUUGCCGUUGAGAUAUGUGAACAGAUUGUAUUAUCCUCCACCAGAGCGUCUACUCUGUGUUUGUUUAUGUGCCCAGCAAAAAGACAUGGAGCGCAUUAGUACUAUAUAAGAUGCAGCUAUCUUCUUUGAAUUUAAUGUGGAUCAUGGUGAUUGUUCAAAUAAGCACAAGCUUGGGAAGAGGAUUUGUUGUGGUGGUUGGUGCAUGCAAGGGAUAGUUCACCCAUAUAUGAAAAUCAAUAUUUAUUCAUCUCUAUGCCGUUCCAAACUGGUAUGACCUUCUGUGAUCGUUGGUGCUCAAAAAAACAUACAUUUGAAGCUGUUUUGCCUUGAGGAAUGAGAUUUGUGAGCUAUCACCACUUUUGGUCUACACGGCAUCUGAAAACUUGGAAUAUUGUGCACUUGCUUUUUUAAUGAUUUUGACAGGUUUAGGUCAUUGAAAGCUUUUGUUGUACAGGAAAGAGCAGUGAAAACAUUUUUCACAAUCGUUCCUGUUGUGUUUCACAGAAACAAAUUCUGAAUGGAGUGACAGGAUAUUUAUUGCUUAUGUGAGGGUGUUUUUUGGGCAGCUUAAAAUGGAAGUUAGGUCCAUAUUUCCUCGAGGGUUUAAGAAGGGAUUGGUUCGUUUUCACCCCCCCAAGUUACAUUAAAUCUCAUCUUGGAUCAGAUAAACUCGAGGCUCAGUUACUAGAGUUCAAAAUCAGCUAAAAUCCCAAGUUUUAAAACAAGCUGUGAUGACGAGAUGGCUUCAUAACAUCACUGCACGACAAUCUCAUCAUACAAGUUUUAAAAUUGAUCUUUUGGAAAAUAUGAAAGCUCUUACCUGUCAGAAAUCAUUAGUCGUGUGUCCAAACUAGAAGAUUUCUCCACAAACAGGCUAAUCAUCCGAGUGAAGAAGGAGUAGUGUACGCUGGUAAAUGAACUCGUUCGGGGUUUGAUAUUGACAGAAUGCUGCUACAUUUUGUCAAAACUGAUACUGAUUGGUUGUUUCCCUCAGCCUUGAUUCGUCAUUGUAGGACAUUGCUCUGAUAUCUCAUUAAAUCACAUCUUACUUUUUCAUAGACACAUGCAGGCUUUUAAAAAACCUUUUUAAGACUUAACAUCAAUGUACUCCUCUCUAAAAGCAGCUUUUGCAUUGAAAACAUUCUCAUGCAAACAUAAUGUGAGGUAGUUCUAUCUCAAAUCUUCAUAAACAUCUUUGCUUUGAGAAGACAUCAUUCUUGCCUUUGUUUUAAACGCUUUAUGUAAAAUUUGCAUAAUUACUGUUGUAAAUAGUAGACGGGCUGUUUUAAGUGUGCUGUUCCUUUGUGAGGUAGCAGUUUGUUAAAAGUGUGCUCUCUUUGUAGUAAAACAUAAUAUCUGAGCUGCCAGUGAGGCACACAUACAGUAUUUUUGUAAGGCUCAAUUUUGAAAUGUACUGUGUACAUUUGAAUCAUUUUAAAAGUGAUCUGUCCCUUCUGCAGUACUGUACUUCAUAUGUCAAUAUUGGGAGCGGUGGAAUGGUGGUUUUUGUCCCCAUCACUGUGUUACAAAAUGGAGAUUGUUAUGUUUGGUAUAAGUGAAAUUCAAAUAUUGCUGAUUUCUAAACGAUAAAAAAAAAAAAGACUGGUUUCGGAUGUGGGUGAAUCUCACACAGACUCAUUUUUUUGCCAUAUUUCACCAUAAAAUACAUUUAAUGAAAUAAAGUUAUAGAUCUCUGUAGCCUGUUAAAUCUAACAAUACAUCUUGUUCUUGAUAUUGUACAAUGAAAUUACAUAAAUGAUGAUUAAAUAAAGUAGAAUUUUACACACAUUGUUCAUAUUUGUUUGACUGAAUUUAAUCGACGCUUGCAAAACAUGAUUGGUUUUCAGUAUUUAUUUUAUUUCUUGGGGUGAAAUAUGACCUGGAUCUGUCUUUGUGAGGUACACAGGCUAAUGUUCUGGACCCUGGGUUCCAUGCGAAGCCAAAUUUAAGCAAACUCUGGAAUCCGAGUGGAAGAUCGUGUGUUUUACCUCAUGGUGUAGGACAUAGAUGCACACUACAUCUAACCUAAAGGACCAACUAAGAAGAAAACCUAUUUUCUCAAGCCGAGGCGGCAGAAUCAAUGUCUUUUGAUUGACUAAUCAUUUGUCCAUUCUUGUGUUGUUUGGUACUGACAGCUUACGUCAAAAUCAUACUGUAUGUAUUAUGAACAAAAAUACAUUUCUGCACAAAUCCAUCAUUAACUUUUUGUUGUUGUUUUUUUUAAUCAUAUUGUGCUUUUUGAUUAAAAGUACUCUGUGCCUUUGCAAGCCUUUCCUCUUACUUCUAAAGGACCUUUGUAAAUAAUGAAAUAGACGUUGGGAUUACUUGUUCUUAAUCCAGAAGUAAGUUUUUGUCUGGUCAAAUUGUCAUCAUUAACCAGUCUGUCGGUGUAGUCCCAAACACAUCUGAACAUUUAUAUCAUGACACUUCUGGACAGACUCCACUCACUUUUUUUGGUCAUUCUCAUCCACUGGGGGUUAAAGCCUCUCGAAAUGUUUAAGGUUGAAGAAGGUUAUUGAUCUCUGUUUGUUUGGUCAGCAGGUGUCAGAUUUUUGUUUUGAAGAGCGCUUAACCCGAUCACCAGCAGUUAUUUGUGCUUUUGUUUGAUGUGAUUAACGUCCAGUGCUUCUGAAGUUGAAGAACAGUGGUUCUCAACCGCUCGUUAAACUAGUGUCGGUAGAUUCAAAUAAGAAACCGUUUCAUUUGUUUCACAUUUUUCAAGAACUGUAUGUACCAACCAGUUACAAAUGGGAUACAUGUAAUUGGUCUUGGCCCGGGACACACGGGACCAAAUUUCAACAUUGCAGUUGGUAGUUGCAUUUCCCGCAGAGUGAAAAUAGGUGUGUGAAUUGGCACUUUGAACAUUUUAUUGACAUUUAUUAUAACUUGUUUGAAAUGGUCUAUGAGCCCCGUUGGAGGUUUGCUGUCGCCCCCUAGAGGCCCCUGGUUGGGAACCACUGUUACAGGGAUCAUUGUUCACUCAUGAGUGUGUAAGUACAUUCAGUAUCGUGAAGAAACGUGAACUAAUGACAUUUGACAGUAAUAAACGUAUUUUGCUUUAAUCAGUACAUUUGUAUACUCCUGCAGUUAUAUUUCUGUAAGAUGUGCUGCUAUAUGAAUAAAGGUAGAUAUGAA
This is a messenger RNA of Carassius auratus (goldfish), 10049 nucleotides long. Its product is annotated as nuclear factor of activated T-cells 5-like. NCBI's taxonomy places the organism in Eukaryota, Metazoa, Chordata, Actinopteri, Cypriniformes, Cyprinidae. Gene Ontology annotation, biological process: cytokine production; calcineurin-NFAT signaling cascade; regulation of transcription by RNA polymerase II. The coding region runs from base 1908 to 6098 and encodes 1396 amino acids. Gene Ontology annotation, cellular component: transcription regulator complex. The transcript has 13 exons. The record is from RefSeq and is a predicted model, not a curated record. Gene Ontology annotation, molecular function: DNA-binding transcription factor activity, RNA polymerase II-specific; RNA polymerase II cis-regulatory region sequence-specific DNA binding; transcription factor binding.